Uloborus diversus is the source of this 948-nucleotide messenger RNA. Its product is annotated as endoplasmic reticulum-Golgi intermediate compartment protein 3-like. Gene Ontology annotation, cellular component: Golgi membrane; COPII-coated ER to Golgi transport vesicle; endoplasmic reticulum. The coding region runs from base 1 to 948 and encodes 315 amino acids. Gene Ontology annotation, biological process: retrograde vesicle-mediated transport, Golgi to endoplasmic reticulum; endoplasmic reticulum to Golgi vesicle-mediated transport. Lineage: Eukaryota; Metazoa; Arthropoda; Arachnida; Araneae; Uloboridae. The transcript is spliced from 11 exons. The record is from RefSeq and is a predicted model, not a curated record.
AUGUUCAGAACCAAAAAAUUAGCUGAGCAUAUACGAAAGUUUGAUGCAUAUCCUAAAACAUUAGAAGAUUUUCGAAUUAAAACAUUUUCCGGCGCGGCUGUUACCAUAGUGAGUGCGAUCCUCAUCACAUUACUAUUCAUUUCUGAGCUCAACUAUUAUCUUACACCUGAAGUGACAGAAGAGCUCUUUGUAGAUGUCUCUCGCAGUGAGAAAUUGAGAAUCAAUCUGGAUGUCACAUUUCCUAGAGUAACUUGUGAAUUCCUUUCCAUUGAUGCAAUGGAUAUAUCUGGUGAGCAGCAAAUUAACUUAGAUCACAGUAUAUAUAAAAGAAGGUUGGAUGAAAAUGGAAAACCUUUAGAGAAACCAGAAAAAGAAAAAAUAGGAUCCUCUGCUGUUCUGAACAUGACUGUUCCUCCUACGUUGGAUCCAAACAGAUGUGAAAGUUGCUAUGGAGCUGAACUCCCACCAAGAAACUGUUGCAAUACCUGUGAAGAAGUUCAAAAUGCAUAUCGUUUAAGAGGAUGGGCUGCUCCUGAUGCAGAUAGUAUUGAACAGUGCAAAAGAGAAGGUUGGAAGAAGAAAUUGCAGUCGGUGGAUAAAGAAGGAUGUCAAGUUUUUGGAUAUCUUGAUGUUAAUAGGGUUGCUGGAAACUUCCACAUAGCCCCUGGGAAAACGUACAGUCAGCAUCAUGUUCAUGUUCAUGAUCUGCAACCCUUUUCUGCUAGUCAAUUUAACUUAACGCACAGAAUAAGGCAUUUAUCCUUUGGGAAAAAUAUACCUGGAAAAACGAAUCCACUUGAUGGCACAAUGCAAGUUGCAGAUAAAGGUGCUAUGAUGUUUCAGUAUUAUGUGAAAAUUGUCCCAACAAUGUAUGCACGAGCUGAUGGUCAGCGGCAGCUAGAUCAGAUUCAUGAUGCCAUGAACCCUAGCGAAGUCAAGCACCAGUAG